Sceloporus undulatus (fence lizard) is the source of this 430-nucleotide messenger RNA. RefSeq names its product T-box transcription factor TBX20-like. Bases 56 to 430 code for a protein of 124 amino acids. Gene Ontology annotation, molecular function: DNA-binding transcription factor activity, RNA polymerase II-specific; RNA polymerase II cis-regulatory region sequence-specific DNA binding. NCBI's taxonomy places the organism in Eukaryota, Metazoa, Chordata, Lepidosauria, Squamata, Phrynosomatidae. The record is from RefSeq and is a predicted model, not a curated record. Gene Ontology annotation, cellular component: nucleus. Gene Ontology annotation, biological process: regulation of transcription by RNA polymerase II; vasculogenesis; positive regulation of DNA-templated transcription. The transcript is spliced from 2 exons.
GCGAGGGCUGCUAGGAGCCUCGGGGUCCAUCUCAGUAGCCUCUCCGGCCGCAGCCAUGGAGUACACAGCCUCCCCGAAGCCCCAGCUCUCCUCCCGGGCCAACGCCUUCUCCAUCGCGGCGCUCAUGGCCAGCGGGGGCCCCAAGGCCAAGGAGGGCACGGCGGAGAGCACCAUCAAGCCCCUGGAGCAAUUUGUGGAGAAGUCGUCUUGUUCUCAACCCCUAAAUGAAUUGCCGGGCUUAGAGACCCAUGGAGAUUUCGGCAGUAGCAGCAGCCCUUCCUCCUUGUGCACAGAGCCCCUCAUCCCCACCACUCCUGUCAUCCCCAGCGAAGAGAUGGCCAAGAUCUCAUGCAGUCUGGAGACCAAGGAGCUUUGGGACAAAUUCCAUGAACUGGGCACUGAGAUGAUCAUCACAAAAUCAGGACGGUAA